Macadamia integrifolia is the source of this 2683-nucleotide messenger RNA. Its product is annotated as F-box/kelch-repeat protein At5g42350-like. The record is from RefSeq and is a predicted model, not a curated record. Gene Ontology annotation, molecular function: protein binding. Bases 602 to 2434 code for a protein of 610 amino acids. NCBI's taxonomy places the organism in Eukaryota, Viridiplantae, Streptophyta, Magnoliopsida, Proteales, Proteaceae. Gene Ontology annotation, cellular component: SCF ubiquitin ligase complex. The transcript is spliced from 3 exons.
GAGAGAGAGAGAGAGACGCUCCAAUAAUGCUAAAAAAAAAAGCCUCCAAUAAUGAUUGUUUAUCAACCUCUGCUUUACCUUUUCGAGCUAAGACACCAUGAUUCCACGAACAGGAUUAGUACGAGGCGAUCUAGAUAUCUGCGCACUACCGAUUUCCUGCAAAACCCUACCUUUCUUCUCCUUCAAUGUCUACAGGUGAAGAACAGAGCCGUUGAAGAAAUUUGAUUCUACAUUGACGACGUUCAAGUGGCAGAAUCAAAGGUGUCAGUCGUCCGCUGGUAGACGCUCUUCAAUCUGGAAAUCCGUCACAGAUCCUUUACUAGCUUGCUUUAGAGAUCUGGGUUUGGUUAAGUGUUAACAAAGUUGGGUUGCCGAAAGUUUUGUGGAAUUUAUAGAAAUCGGUCAUGUUGAUGUUUUAAUGGUAUUGGGCGGGCGGACUGGAGAUGUAGCUUCUCGUUUGGGAAAUGGAACGAGUGGACUUCUAUAUUCUUCAGUUCAUGUCAUGGGCAGAAAUCAACUUGAAUCUGUAAUAGAGUUGGAUUUCACAGGGGAAUGUGUUUGAGGACAUAAGGAUUUGGGCUUGGGGUUCUGAGCUUUGGAGAUGGCGGGCAGUGAUCAUUGCAAGAAAUCAUGUAGUCAUGGUAAAGCUGCACUCCCCUGUAAUGAUUCUGGUGGAGGAACUGAUGGCAGAAUGAUAGUUAAUAGAGCCAUCGGGGAAGCAUCUAUUCGAGAGGAUUUAGAGGCUCUUACUGUGUCAAAACGCCUUGUAAGAAGUGUUAGCCAGAAAUUGCUGAAAAAGAAUCACAGAAGAAAUGUUGAGGAAGAAGGAAAUCAAACGAGAAUUUCUUCAAGAUGCCUUGGCUUGUAUGGAAGGGGUGGUGGUUGCAAGGUGGGUGCUGACACAUGUGAGGAAUUUGGGGAUGGCAUCUGUAGAAGAAAGUCUAGUGCAGAUGAAGAAGGCAAAGGACACCAAGCAAUCUGUGGCACUGAGGACACUAGAAUCGAUUGCUUCUCAUAUGGGGUGACAGAGCGGUUUUGGAGGAGGAAUGGUGGAAAAGAGAGGGGACUUGAAGAGCCACUAUCAGAUGGUGGACUCAAUGUUCUGCUUCCAGAUGAACUUCUAGAAAUGUGCUUGGUGAGGCUUCCACUGAGCACCCUCAUGACUGCUCGCCUUGUGUGCAAGAAAUGGAGAUCCUUGACUACAACUUGCCGGUUUUUGCAGUUGAGGCGUGAAGGUUUGUAUCGUAGCCCAUGGAUAUUCCUUUUUGGUGUUGUGAAGGAUAGUUAUUGUUCAGGGCAUAUACAUGCAUUGGAUGCAUCCCUUGAUCAAUGGCAUAGGAUUGAUGCUCAUAUUCUGAAGGGAAGGUUUCUUUUCUCUGUUGCCAGCAUUGGAGAUGAUGUUUUUGUUGUGGGAGGUUGUUCUAGCUUGACAAACUUUGGGAAGGUUGAUAAGACUUCAUUCAAGACUCAUAGGGGAGUGAUUGUAUUCAGCCCCUUAACUAGAUCAUUUCGUAAAGUAUCUCCAAUGAAACAUGAGAGGUCAGCUCCCAUUUUAGGUGUUUUCAGUAUUGGUUCUUAUUGCUCCAUCUUUCGAAGUCAGUCAAACAGGGCAGACGGGCACUUUUCCAGGUCAAGGGUGGGUGGUGUAUCUAAUGUGUAUGAGGAUCCUCACAGGCUUUCACUAAGAUGUCAUCUUAGAGGUUCUUCCAGUGAAGAUGACGCUUUGUCAGAACCCAAGAGAAAGCCAUGCGGGUUUGUCAAACAAGAAAGCAGUUGGUCGAACUUGGAUGAGGAUAGGAGGUUUAUUUUGAUUGCUGUAGGUGGGCUGGGAUCCUGGGACGAGCCUCUGGAUUCUGGGGAAGUCUAUGAUCCAGUAUCAGACAAAUGGAUGGACAUCCCUAGGUUACCUGGAGAUUUUGGUAUUGUUUGUUCUGGGGUUGUUUGUAAUGGGAUGUUCUAUGUUUGUUCUGAGACUGACAAACUGGCUGCAUAUGACUUAGAAAGAGGUAUUUGGGUGGGGAUCAGAACCACUCACUCCCCUCCUCGUCUUCAUGAUUACUUCCCAAAACUCAUUUCGUGCAAUGAUCGCCUCUUCAUGCUCUCCGUCUCCUGGUGUGAGCAGGAUUGUCAGAUGGGUUCGAGAGAUAAAGCUGUAAGGAAGCUGUGGGAGUUAAAUCUGUCAUUGCUUACCUGGAAGGAGGUCUCUAGACAUCCAGAUGCCCCCAUGGACUGGAAUGCUGCAUUUGUAUCGGAUGAGAAUUGCAUCUUUGGGAUUGAAAUGUUCAAGAUAUUUGGGCAAGUGUUGGACUUCCUGACUGUUUGUGAUGUGUCUGGUUCAGAAUUGAGGUGGACUCGUAUCUCAAGGAAGCAUGUGGCACAUGAACUGGAUGCUUCAUCAUGCUUAACAAAGUCGAUAGCUGUACUGCAUCUCUGAAGCUCUUGGUGGACAAUGCAAAUCAUGCAGAAGAGAGUUACUGUAUCUGUGCACAUAUGUGACAUUCAUAUCCAUUGUUUCAAGUUUCAAGUUUCCAUGUAGACCUUUGUAUCUUGGCAACUUCAUGCUUGUGGUGUAUCUGGGAAAAUUCAUGCUUGUGGUGAUUGAUUCAGAUCUUCAACACCCUCCUUGGCAUUUAAUGUAAAUCGAGCAAAUUUGAUUAAAAUUGAUUUGUCUUUCAAUCGCUCA